AGAAUCCUAACCAUUAGGACAAAAAAUAAUCCACAGCCCAAUAAAUCCAACUUUCUCAGGAACUGAUACUUGAUGCUAUUGAAGUACCUCCCCCAAGUAACGUACUGACUGCAAAGUCUACUCGAGCUAUAUAAAAGCCUGUUCCCUUUUCACAAAUUCAAUUUAAGGACUUAAUCUCAGACAUGGAGUUGUACAUCAGGCAUGUGGAGCUCCUGGGCUUUGAGAAACGAUUCUAUCCCAGCCAGCACUAUGUUUACAUGUUGAUGGUGAAAUGGAGCGACCUCACAGAGAAACUUAUUUAUAGAAGAUACCCUGAGAUCCACACAUUUCACAAAUCCCUGAAGGAGAUGUUUCCCAUUGAGUCGGGUGAUAUCGAUAAGAAAGACAGGAUCAUCCCUGAACUGCCGGCUCCAAAAUGGCUGGACAGCCAGAGGUCCACGGAGACCAGACAAAGCACUCUGGCAGAAUACUGCCAAUCCCUUGUCAACUUGCCCCCCAAAAUCUCCCGCUGCGAGCUGGUCCGCAGUUUCUUCAAAGUCCGUCCAGAGGAUGAAAACCCACCCGUUACACACCCAGUAAAAAGAAAUGAAACCUUUGUGGCAUCAAAGGACAAGUCUACAGGCAAUGCAUCUGAAAUAUCAGGCCCCAUAAUAUUGGACACAUACAGGGUUAUCGCUGACUUCAACAAGACGUCCAAACAUGAGAUAAAUCUGAAGUGUGGCGACAUGGUGGAGAUUGUCGAGAAGAGCCCCAAUGGUUGGUGGUUCUGUCAGUGUGAGUUCAAGCGGGGCUGGGUUCCUGCUACCUACCUGGAACCACUGGACACACCAGAGGAGUCUGAGGAGCCAGAGCCCAAUUAUGCUGGAGAAAUACACAUCACUACAAAAGCCUACACGGCUGUGGAGGAUGAUGAGCUGACUUUAGAGGCAGGGGAGACUGUAGAGGUUAUUCACAAACUGCUAGAUGGUUGGUGGGUGGUCAGGAAGGAAGACAAGACAGGGCACUUUCCUUCCAUGUUCCUCCACCCCACUGGAGAGAAGAGGGACGUUUCUGACAUGAACAAAACCCAGAGACAGACUCCUCCUCCUCGACGGUCUUCCAUUUACAACGCAAAGAGUAUUCAUGGCAAGAGUACUAGGCGUAUCAGUCAGGACACAUACCGCAAAAACAGCAGACGCUUCCUCCAGCAGAGAGGAAGCCAACCCAGGAAGUCCCCCAUGUCUUUCACUGGAUCCCCUCUUCAAGAAAAAAAGAAUGAUGACAACAUCCCUAAGUCACCGAACUCCAGCAAUGUGGACAUGGGGAAGAAUACAUCUCCCAGAGUUCCCCCUCGGCCCAGUCCUGAACUUAUCAUGGAGCGCUGUACUGAGAACACCCGCAUGAAAGUCAGUGUCCGCAAGUCCAGCACAGAGUCAAAAUGAACUGAGCUUAGCUGCACAGUACUUCAUGUAGAAUUAAGCUAUCUUAAUAUAUGUUGAAAGAAAAAUUAUUUCCUUAGGCCAUGCUUUUGUUGAGAGUCUUAACAUUUUGUGAACAGUGAUUUUCUUUUUGUACACUGCGAAUGUACAGUGAAUAUUUUUUUAAAUUAUUAUUUCACUGUUGAAAGUGUAUACAUGUGUCAUUUUACCCCUUACAUUUUCUGAAUGUGACCAAUAAUUUUGCGAUAUGACAAAGAAUUGAAUAGUUCCAACAAUGAUUAUCUGCAAGUUACUUCUUGUAAAAGCCUAAUAUAAAAAAUGAUAUGCAGUGUCACUCCAAGUGUUCUUCUAUUGACACUUAUGACCUCCACAUCACAAUAUAAAUAGGAACAUACUCUUUCCCCUCAAACACUCACAAUCAAUUUCCUUAAUAAAUGUGGUAACCCCCGUCUGUCAAGGAGGAAUUAGCCUAGAACACUGCAAUAGACAACAUAAUAAAUGAAAUACGUUAAACAAAAGUGGAAAGUCCCUCUCUGGACUUGGUGAAUCUCCCUUAAGGUCACUUAUUACAUCUCAAUAAAGGGGGCAUACCGAUUUUCUUGCCAUUUCCUUCUGUAUGUAAUGUAUUACAACAUACACUGUUGUAUGUUGUAACACAUUACAUAUGUAUGAAUGCUUGAUAAAUGAACACCUAAAUCAUAUUUAAGGUGUCAAACAAUAUUCUGCAUUUAAGGUCUCAAACUAUAUUCUGCAUUAAGUAAUUCACCACAGCUUUUCCUACUGUGCUAUUCUUAAACUAUCCUAAUAAAAAUGGUGAACAUUA
Osmerus eperlanus (European smelt) is the source of this 2241-nucleotide messenger RNA. It is a transcript of the gene ncf1, whose product is annotated as neutrophil cytosolic factor 1. Bases 183 to 1421 code for a protein of 412 amino acids. Gene Ontology annotation, molecular function: phosphatidylinositol binding; protein binding; superoxide-generating NADPH oxidase activator activity. The record is from RefSeq and is a predicted model, not a curated record. Gene Ontology annotation, biological process: superoxide anion generation; respiratory burst. Gene Ontology annotation, cellular component: cytoplasm; NADPH oxidase complex. The transcript has 11 exons. NCBI's taxonomy places the organism in Eukaryota, Metazoa, Chordata, Actinopteri, Osmeriformes, Osmeridae.